UCCAGACUUAAUUAUGGAAACAACGUUAACAGGUUUAACAUUCCGAAUACUAGAAGAAAUUACAAAUGGAUUCUCUGAAGAAAGAAAGCUUGGUCAAGGUGCAUAUGGAACUGUUUAUAAGGGAGAGCUUAAAAAUGGAGAUGAGAUUGCAGUGAAGAUGCUUCAUAAUACACUAGAAUUUGAUGAUAGUCAAUUUGAGAAUGAGUUUAAGAACCUUAUGAGCCUCAAGCAUCCCAACAUUGUACGUUUAGUUGGUUACUGCUAUGAAACACAUCAUAAACAUACCGAGUACAAAGGAAGAUUAGUUUUUGCUGAAAUUAUACAUAGAGCGCUCUGCUUUGAGUAUAUGCCUGGUGGGAGCCUUGAAAACCAUCUUUCUGAUGAACUUCAUGGCCUUGACUGGCCUACACGAUACAGAAUUAUUAAUGGGACUUGUGAGGGUUUAAAAUAUUUGCAUGAGGAACUAAGCCCUCCUAUUUACCAUUUGGACCUAAAACCUGGCAAUAUAUUGCUAGAUAAGAACAUGGUGCCAAAACUUGCAGACUUUGGUCUGUCCAAACUCUUCAGCGAAGAGAAAACCAGGAUCACACAAACUCCUGUUGGGACAAUCGGAUACCUACCACCAGAAUACAUAGAGAGGAAUGUAGUCUCAAACAAAUUAGACAUAUUCAGCUUGGGUGUUGUAAUGCUAAACAUAAUUGCAGGACCUAGAUGGCGAUCCAGAAGUGCCGAAAUGUCUUCCCAGGAAUUUAUUAAUCAUGUAGUUGGAAAUUGGACAACCAGAUUACUCGCGACAUGGGAUGGUUCCAUGUUUGAAGCAUAUUGCCAUCAAGUACAGACAUGCAUUGAGAUAGCAUUGAAAUGCAUGGAGAUUGAUAGAAACAAAAGACCUAGUAUAUCCGAUAUCAUGCAUAAGAUCAAUGAGAAAGAAACUAUGAUUGACAAGCUGCAGAUAAAGUACGAACCAGAUGUCCUCAGCAAUCAUCAAGGGAAGCUACCUUCAUACAGCAACGAGUUUGUCACGCUUGAGAGCAGAUUAGGGAGCAAUUUGAACUUAAGUGACAUCCCAGAAAACAAAGAAGCUGAUCAACACAACAAUACUUCUGGUGUCAAAGAGAAUGUGGAGGAGCAUGACAUGCACCAGAUAAUAAUUCCGAUGGAACAACCGGAUUAUCCCAUUGAUGUGCAUCCAGUGAAGCCAUGGAUCUUGACAUGCAAUGUUCUUGGCUCUGUUGACAUUCUAAACUAUGAUACGCAAGAAACAGUGAACCUGAUUCAAGGCUCGUUUGGACCAAUAGUUGGCUCAGCCAUUUUCAUAGCGCGAAUGGAAUGGUUUGUGGUUGGACAUCACAAUGGCUUCAUCAGGGUGUACACAGACGAGCCUCCGAUUCGGCAAGUGAAGAGAUUCAAGGCUCAUUCAUGGAACAUCACCUGUUUGGAUGUUCAUCCAACUGAGCCCUACCUGCUGUCAGCAGGCAUGAUGGACGUGAUUAAAAUGUGGGACUGGAACAAGGGCUGGGAGUGCAUCAAGACGUUUGACAUGCAAUCUUUCCAGCAACCAAACGGAAUCUUGUUUAACCCACAUGACACACGUAAAUUUGCUGUUGCUUCCAUGAUGGGUAUACAGGUUUGGAACUUCCGUACUUCCCGUCGUGAGUUCACAUUGUCCGGGCAUGAAUCUUUGGUCAACUGUUUUGAUUACUUCACUCACGGCAGUCAGCAAUACAUAAUAACUGGUUCUUUCGACAAAACAGCCAAGAUCUGGGACUGUAAGAGCAGGACAUGUGUUCAAACGCUCGUAGGGCAUAUGGAUCGUGUUACCUGUGUCUGUUCCCAUCCAGAUCUCCCAAUAUUACUUACAGGUUCAUUUGAUGAGACAGUUCGUGUGUGGAACUCGACUACCUUCAAGCUUGAAGGUGUACUAGACUUUGAGCUCGGAAAAGUGAUAAGUAUAGUUUGUUUGAAGGGUUCAAAACGGGUUGUGAUCGGACAUGAAGCUGGAUUAGUGAUUACUGAAAUUCCCCACGGACAGCCAGGUCCCAGCAACAGAUCGUAAGUAUACUGACUUGUAGUGCACCUAAAUCAUUCAGGACACCGAUUCAGCAGUAUAAAUGGAGAGGAGGCUUGACAAUCAAGAUCUGAAAUUCGGGGACCAUGGGAGAAAUUUCGUAACUGAUGUAUGGCAGUGGAAUAGUGGAUAUAUGAUUAAUCUGUAUACUCACAUCCCUGCAGAUGCUUACUAUAGUAUGUUUUACUCUCUUUGUUUUAUCUUUUUUCCUUCCAAACUUUUCAUCUGAUGUUUUCGUUUGUUUCGAAGUGAAGUUAUGCUGUUACAAUGUCAGUUCUGAUAUAUAUUCA
This is a messenger RNA of Oryza brachyantha (malo sina), 2358 nucleotides long. Its product is annotated as probable serine/threonine-protein kinase nek2. NCBI's taxonomy places the organism in Eukaryota, Viridiplantae, Streptophyta, Magnoliopsida, Poales, Poaceae. The coding region runs from base 14 to 2056 and encodes 680 amino acids. The record is from RefSeq and is a predicted model, not a curated record. Gene Ontology annotation, molecular function: protein binding; protein kinase activity; ATP binding. Gene Ontology annotation, biological process: protein phosphorylation. The transcript has 14 exons.